CAGAAAACUUGAGUGUCAAACAUAGUUUCGUUUGUGCGAUGAGUUGAAAUGUGGUCGUGUUUUAUUUCAUGCGCAGAAAGGCAUGAGUUCCUGGAGCAGAUCUGCUGUUUCUCUGACGAACACUCACUGCGGACACCAUCACAGUAUUGCCCAGGAAAAAAGAUAGGCUACACUUCAGUGGGCACAUAUUGAACGUUUGUGCAAUCAUCACCUGUUUUGGCUGAAAGGGUGUCCUCUGAGAAAAAGGUGGUCAGAUGGACAGAAUACAACUCAUACACUCAGCAUUGACACUGCUCUGAUGAUGUUUAAAAUGUCUAAACAGGAACACUUGUCCCUGAACCCUGUCUCUGUAUCAGCUGAAGUAUCGGGUAUCCCCAUGUCAUCCACCUCAGUGCGACUAAAGUAUGUUUCUCUGGGGGUGCUGGUACUGCAGACUACCUCAUUGGUGCUGACCAUGCGUUAUUCUCGGACGCUGUAUUCAGAGGGGCCGCGCUACCUGCCAUCUUCUGCCGUUGUGUCUGCUGAAGUUCUGAAGAUUGUUGCAUGCUUGCUGCUCGUAUUCAAAGAUCACAAUUUCAGUAUUCGUGGCUUGAAUCAGGUGUUGAAGGAGGAAAUAGUGAACAAGUUGCAGGUGACGUUGAAGUUGGCCAUCCCUUCAGGCAUCUACACAUUGCAGAACAACCUACUGUACCUGGCUCUGUCAAAUCUUGACGCAGCCACUUAUCAGGUUACUUAUCAGCUGAAAAUUCUCACAACAGCCCUUUUCUCUGUGUCCAUGUUGGGUAAAAGUCUCAACAUUUACCAGUGGAUUUCUCUAGUCAUUCUGAUGACUGGCAUUGCACUUGUCCAGUGGCCGACUGAUGCUGUGUCAGGCACCCAGCAGAAGGAUUUUACUGCAAGCUCUCAGUUAGUGGGACUUCUGGCUGUGUUGGUGGCCUGCUUCUCCAGUGGAUUUGCUGGCGUCUAUUUCGAAAAGAUCCUCAAAGAGACCAAACAGAGUGUUUGGGUCCGUAACAUCCAGCUAGGUGUGUUUGGAAUCAUAUUUGGGAUUGUGGGAGUGUGUGUGUAUGAUGGUGAAAGAGUGCUGGAGAAUGGACUCUUUCAAGGGUACAACACUCUGACUUGGGCAGUGGUAGCUCUUCAGGCUUUGGGUGGGUUGGUCAUUGCAGCUGUGAUCAAGUAUGCAGAUAACAUCCUGAAAGGGUUUGCCACAUCUAUCUCAAUCAUUCUCUCCACCAUCAUCUCCUAUUUUUGGUUGCAGGAUUUUGACCCUACCAGGGUGUUCUUCCUGGGUGCGCUGCUGGUUAUCGGCGCUACAUUCCUUUAUGGUUAUAAGAGCACAACUAAAGUCAGCCCUAGUAAAGUAUAGACGGCUGGACUGGAGAUUAUGAAUAAUCCAAAACAGUCCUCAAGAGCAUCUAAGAUCCUCUCCUUCAGGUUCAGAGAACAAGUGGAGUCUAGAUGGAUGCUAUUGGAAUAUAGCAUACGAUCCGGUGUUUAAGGCACAGAACUGAGGACGGCAUUCAUCUAAAACUUGAAACUUAGUUUCAAGUUUCAAGAGCUAUAUAUGACAUGUUACAUGAUAUAACCAAAAAUAAAUGGUCAAAUAAAAGUAGACUCUUUGUGUUAUCGCCGAUAGUAUAAAUAUUGGGGGGUUGUACUUGCUUGUUUUUAUUAUGGUGGGGCCCCUGAUUGUCAUACCUUGUUGCUCUUAUUGGGAUUUCAAUGGAAAUACUGUAUACAUUUUUUCAUCACAGUUUGCUUUAUGCAAAAACAUCUUUUUUUUUCUUGCUCCUAAUGUAAUGUUAGAAACUGUCUGCUGUUCCACAGUAAACUCAGUCUCUUCCAUUGCAUAGACUAGUUUUGCAGUGGGAAGCAUAUGAAUAUGACGAAAAGCUGUUGUAACAACACUUAGGAUUGAUGAUUGUGACAGAAGUUACAACAUGAGUGAUAGCAAAACAUUUGAGAUGCAUUUUCAAAAAUGUUAUAACAGUUCUUCUUUUCUCAUGUAUCGAAUAUGUCCUUUUAAAAACGGACACAUUAACCUCCUAGGCAAGAAAUGUUGAAAAGAUACUCUUGAACUGUAUAAAGGUGCCCCGAAAUGUAUUUAGACACAUAAUUUUAAAGAAAGGUAGCACGAGCACACUUUUCAAGUAAACCAUUUCAUAAAAAUACAUUUGUUAGGUUUUAAAUGAUAACUUAUUAGAACAAAAGGAAAAUACUUUGGUUGCCAAACAUAAGUGGAACAUAUCCAUCGUUAAUGUGCUGAACUACAUGUGGUUCCUCUGCAAGGGCACAUGUGUGAAAUUGAAGGACAUUAAAUUCAUACAGCCACAAGAAAAUCGUAUUUUCAUUGCAAAAAUUAACAAUUAUUAAGAAAGUUAGAUAAUAGAUGCCACUUAGUUUAAAGAGACAGUUUACCCAAAA
This is a messenger RNA of Xyrauchen texanus (razorback sucker), 2427 nucleotides long. Its product is annotated as UDP-N-acetylglucosamine transporter-like. The coding region runs from base 299 to 1369 and encodes 356 amino acids. The record is from RefSeq and is a predicted model, not a curated record. Gene Ontology annotation, cellular component: Golgi membrane. NCBI's taxonomy places the organism in Eukaryota, Metazoa, Chordata, Actinopteri, Cypriniformes, Catostomidae. The transcript is spliced from 10 exons. Gene Ontology annotation, molecular function: UDP-galactose transmembrane transporter activity. Gene Ontology annotation, biological process: pyrimidine nucleotide-sugar transmembrane transport.